This is a messenger RNA of Labrus mixtus (cuckoo wrasse), 6240 nucleotides long. RefSeq names its product nebulin-related anchoring protein (gene nrap). Gene Ontology annotation, cellular component: Z disc. The record is from RefSeq and is a predicted model, not a curated record. Gene Ontology annotation, biological process: cardiac muscle thin filament assembly. Lineage: Eukaryota; Metazoa; Chordata; Actinopteri; Labriformes; Labridae. Bases 99 to 5513 code for a protein of 1804 amino acids. The transcript has 43 exons. Gene Ontology annotation, molecular function: actin filament binding.
ACCUGACUCUUGUCUUUUGCCGACUUUCCCACUUGUUCUUUACACAGGUCUUUUGAUAUUUUUUAAAAACAUUUUGGAGAAAAGGACAAGCAUCCAUCAUGCAGUCCUGUGCCAGAUGUGGGUUUGUGGUCUACCCCGCUGAGAAGAUCAACUGCAUUGACCAGAACUGGCAUAAAGCAUGUUUUCACUGUGAUGUCUGUAAGAUGGUCCUCACUGCCAAUAACUUUGUGAGCCACAAGAAGAGGCCAUACUGCUCUGUGCACAAUCCGAGGAACAACACAUUCACAAGUGUCUAUGAGACCCCCGUCAACAUCAAUGCAAAGAAGCAAAGCAAGGCCAGCAGUGAGCUGAAGUAUCGCGAAGAUGGCGAACGCUUUAUGUCCACCUUCCACCAAGACAUGAGGUCCAUGGAGCUGGAGAGGGCUCGCUUAGCCAAUCAGACGUCUAGCCAGGCCUUUAAGUCGCAGUCUGAGUUCUCACAGCAGCAGACCUGGUACUCUGGCACUGUGACCAACCAGGAGGUAGUUACCAUGUCUCAGGCCCAGAAGACCAUCAGUGAUGUGAAUUUCUCAGAGGAGUUUGAGUCAAAAGGAAAAGGCAGCUUCCCUGCUAUGAUCACCCCAGGGUACCAGUCUGCUAAAAAUGCCAAUACUCUGGCAAGUAGCCUGGAGUACAAAAAAGGACAUGAGGAGAGAGUUUCAAAGUACACCACCUUUGUUGACCCACCAGAGGUGCUUCUGGCCAAGAAACAAGGUCAAAUUGUUAGCGAUUAUGCUUAUACAGAAGCGUACGAGCAGCAGAGAGGUAAAGGGAGUUUUCCUGCUCAUCUGACACCUGGAUACAAGAUGUCAAAGAAGGCCAGUGAGCAGGCUAGUGAUAUAAAGUAUCGUCAGAUGUACGAACAGGAGAUAAAGGGUAAGGCCAGCACAGAGGCAGCUGUGGCUGAAGCCGUUCACGCCAGAGAAAAUGCAGAGAACUUGAGCCAGAUUGCCUAUACUGAGGAGUACGAGCAGCAACGGGGCAAAGGAAGUUUCCCGGCCAUGAUCACCCCUGGUUAUUCUCUUGCAAAGAAAGCUCAGGAGAACGCGAGUGAUCUGAAAUACAGGAAGGACUUAAAGAAGAUGAAGGGCACCUCACACUUCCAUAGUCUGACAUCUGAGGACAAUCUUUCUUUGAUGAACGCCCGCAAGAUUAACAAGCUUGUUAGUGAGGUCGAGUACAAGAAGGACCUUGAGAACACCAAAGGUCACAGCAUCAAUUUCUGUGAGACACCACAGUUUCAAAAUGCUGCUAAAGUUGCCCAGUUCACAAGUGAUAACAAGUAUAAAGAGAAAUACACCAGCAGUAUGAAGGGCCACUAUGAAGACUCUGGAAUUGAUAAGAGGACCAUGCACGCCAUGAAAGCCAGGAAGCUUGCCAGUGAUAUUUCUUAUAAACAAGGCGUUGAACAGGAGCAGGGUGAAUACAACUACCCAGCUACCCAAACACCAGGCUACCAGAGCCAGAGGAAACUGGACCCACUGAAAGACAAGAACUACAGGCAACACAUUGACCAGGUCAAAUACAGUCCAGUGACGGACACACCUGAGAUUAUUUUAGCCAGGAAAAAUGCUAAGCUCAACAGCAAACUUAAUUACAAAGCAGACUAUGAGAAAACCAAACAUCAGUACACACUGUCUCAGGACCUGCCCCAGAUCAAAACAGCCAAAGCUAAUGCUGCUUUGUGCAGUGAUAUUAAAUACAAGGAGGAGUGGGAGAAGACCAAGUCCAAAGCCUGCGACAUCGGUGUGGACAACCUGAGUGUCAGAGCAGCGAAGGCUUCUCGUGAUCUUGCCAGUGAUAUUAAAUACAAAGAAACGUACAUGAAGGACAAGGAAAAGGCAGUUGGGGUCAACUUCAGUGACUCCAAGACUCUUCACUCUCUUCAAGCAGCCAAGCUGAGCAGCGAUAUUGCAUACAAGAAGAGCUCCAAGGAGAGCCAGAGCCAGUUCAGUCUGCCUCACGACAUGAUGAACCUGAGCCACGCCAAAAAGGCUCAGGCCCUCGCCAGUGACCUGGAGUACCGCACAAAGCUGCACGACUACACCGUCAUGCCUGAUGACAUCAAGGUCCUGCAGGCCAAAAAGGCUUACGCACUGCAAAGCGAGAACCAGUAUCGCUCAGACUUGAACUGGAUGAAAGGAGUGGGCUGGGAGACUGAAGGCUGUAUGAAUAUCACCCAAGCCAAGAAAGCUGGAGAGAUGCUUAGUGAUACUAAAUACCGUCAGAAGGCUGACAGCAUCAAGUUCACCCAUGUAGCCGACGAUCUGUCCAUCAAACAUGCCAAGAAGAGCCAAGAACUGCAGAGCGAUCUGGCAUACAAAGCCGACACAGAGCAGAUGAUACACCAGUACACCAUGACAAAAGAUGAGCCUCUGUUCAGACAAGCAAAAGCUAAUGCUGACCUUCUCAGUGGGAAAGUGUACAAGAGCAACUGGGAGAAGCAGAGGGAGAAGGGCUUCGAGCUGCAUUUGGACUCUCUUUCUAUUCUCACAGCUAAAGCCAAAAGAGACCUGGCCAGUGAUGUCAAAUACAAGGAGAGUUAUGAGAAAAACAAAGGAAAGGUGAUUGGCAUUAAGUCGGUCAGUGAUGACUCUCAGAUGGCUCACUCUGCUCUGGCCACCAAAUUACAGAGUGGCCUCAACUACAAGAAGGACUACGAGGACACUAAGACCAAAUACAGUCUUCACCUGGACAUGCUUAACAUCAGCCAUGCCAAGAAGGCCCAAGACCUGGCAACUGACACCAACUACAAGACUGUCCUCCAUGACUACACAACUCUGCCAAAUGACAUGAAGGUGGCCUGGGCUAAGAAGGCCUAUGGACUGCAGAGCGAUAAACAGUACAGGUCAGAUCUGAACUGGAUGAAGGGCGUCGGCUGGGAGGCCUCAAAAUCUUUGGAUGUCCAGCAGGCGAAGAAAGCUGGGGAGGUCCUAAGCGAGAAAAAGUACCGUCAGGAUGUGAGCGCUCUGAAGUUUACCAGCGUUGAAAACACACCAGAGAUGGUUCAGGCCAAACUUAGCAACAAGCUGGCCAUUGAUAGGUUGUACAAGGAGAAAGGUGAAAACAUGAAGCACAACUACACACUUAGUGGAGAGCUGCCUGAGCUUGUUCAGGCCAAAAUCAAUGCUAUGAACAUCAGUGAGAGCUGUUACAAGGAAUCCUGGACUAAGGUUCGAGACGGGGGAUACAAGCUGAGUCUGGACGCCAUUCCUUUCCAGUCUGCCAAAGCAUCAGCAGAGAUCCUCAGUGAUCAAAAGUACAAAGGAGAAUUUGAGAAGAGCAAAGGGAAGAUGAUCGGUCUGAAAGGACUGGAGGGUGACAUCAACAUCGCUCACUCUGUCCAUGCCAGCCAGCUACAAAGUGAUAUCAAAUACAAGAAGGACUCAGCAAAGGAGCUCUCCAAGUUCCACCUGUCCAUGGACAUGCUGGGGGUGUCUCAUGCUAAAAAGGCUCAGUCUCUGGUCAGCGAUCAGGACUACAGGCUCACCCUGCAUCAGUACACCUCGCUACCUGAUGACAUGAAGGUGCAGGCUGCAAAGAGAGCAUACGCCCUGCAGAGUGAGAAAGUGUAUCGUUCUGACCUGAACUACCUGCGAGGUGCAGCCUGGAUCGGCACAGGGGCUCUGCAGAUAGAAGGCUCCAAGAGGGCCUCAGACCUCAUCAGUGAUAAAAAGUACCGCCAGCAGCCGUACAACUUCAAGCACACCUCUAUCGCUGACUCUCCAGAUAUUGUCCACGCAAAACUCAGCGGACAGAUCACAAAUGAACGCUUGUACAAAGAGAAAGGGGUGAGCGACCAGCAUAACUACACAAUAACAUCUGAGAGACCAGAGAUUACACAAGCAAAGAUAAAUGCAGCCAACUUUAGUGAGAGCAAGUACAGAGAGUCCUGGCACACUCUGCGGGCUCAGGGCUACAAGCUCACCAUGCAGGACAUCCCCUUCCAGGCUGCCAAGAGCUCCACAGGCAUCGCCAGUGAUUACAACUACAAACACAGUCACGUGCUGGAAAAAGGGAAGCACAUCGGUGUCAAAAGCGUCCUGGACGACCCGCUUCUCCUGCACUGCCUGCAGGCCGGCCGGCUCGCCAGCGACCAGGAGUACCGCAAGGACGCGCUGACGACCAGCGGGCAGUACCACCUCAACCAUGACAUGAUCCACCUGGUGACAGCUAAGAACGCUCAGGCCCUCGCCAGCGAACAGGACUACAGGAAGAGGCUGCACGAGUACACAGUGCUGCCUGAUGACAUGAAGGUCAAGUGGGCCAAAACGGCGUACAACCUGCAGAGUGAGAAACUGUACAAGUCCGACCUUAAUUACAUGAAGGGUGUGGCCUGGGACGGCGUGGGUGCUCCUCAGCUGGAGUCUGCUAAGAAGGCUGGAGAACUUAUAAGUGAUAAGAAGUAUCGUCAGCUGCCAGACAGCCUGAGGUUCACCUCAGUGGCUGAUUCUCCGGACAUCGUCCACGCUAAGACGAGCUACCAGCAGUGCAGCGAGAGGCUGUACAAAGCUGGGAAGAAUGACGACAUGCACAAAUACACUUUACACUCAGAUGAUCCAGACUUUGUCAGAGCCAAGAUGAACGCCAAGCAGAUCAGUGAUAAAGUUUACAAGGCGUCUGGGGAGCAAGUGAAGACAUCAGGCUGCGAUCUGAGGCUGGACGCUAUACCCUUCCAAACCGCCAAGGCCUCCAGAGAAAUCGCCAGUGAUUUCCGCUACAAAGAGUCCCACGUGAAGGAGAAAGGCCAGCAGGUGGGGCUGCGCUGUGUGGAGGACGACCCCAAGAUGAUGCACAAUAUGGCCGCAAGCAAACUCCAGAGCAACCUGGAGUACAAACGGCAGUCUAAAGAAGAUCAGGCCCACUUCAAAAUGCAUGCCGACCAGCCCGAGUUCCUGCUGGCAAAGAAGAGUCAGGCUCAGGCCAGUGACCUCACCUACCGCCACAAACUCCACGACUACACUUGUGACCCCGAGCAGCUCAAUGUAAAGCACGCCAAGCAGGCCUAUAAGCUGCAGAGUGACGUGAACUACAAGUCAGACCUGAACUGGAUCAAAGGAGCGGGCUGGACCCCUCCAGGCUCCCAUAAGGCCGAGCUCGCCCGCCGGGCUGCAGAGCUGGGGCUGGCUGAGGGGGUCAGCACAGACGAGGCCAUCGCAAAGUAUCAGCACAUGAUGAUGCUGCAUCACCAGCAGCAGAUGGAGCUGCAGCAACAAAAUCAGCAGACUUCAGAGGAGGUGGAGACCAGCGAGGAGGUUCACAAAGGUGUCAACAUGGACGCCAUGGAGGUCCUUCACGUCAAAAGGAUGAAGACCAUCCAGACGGUCCAGAAAAAGUUCUCCACUACAACAACGUCCUCGUUCAAAUCCAUGGAGAAGAAGCAGAGCUCCUCCUCGUCCUCCUCAUCAGCUGCUCUCCAGAGCUCAGUGACGUCAUCCAUGUCUAAUAAAGCUGCUGCGAUAAAGGACGCUUAGAUCUGAGACUUUUUCAAUGUUUAAUAGAGCUUUUAAGAUUUAAAAAAUAUGGUUACAUUUUACAAAAUGGAUUAAGCUACAAAUACUGACUUUGAUGAAAUGACUGUUGUGACUCGGGAGUUACAAAAAAUUACAAUAUGGUGAGUGCAAAGGGUUUUAAGUAAGUUGAAUAAGACAGGACUCGUCAAGUGAGGUAAAAGGGUUAUCGGUGUAUGUGUUGAGCAAAAAGCAUGAAUUGGAGAUGAAUUAUAUUAAUAAGGUUGAAUUUAAAGCCAUUUUAAUGUUUUUAUUAAGGACUGUGUUCACCAGUUCCCAGAAAAAAAAUUGGAUUCAGGUUGCUUUAAGGGUAAAGGAGAAAGCAUAUCAAGUGGAAGUUUGCAUUGUGCAUUAUUACAAUACGUGUUUUUGAAGAAGUUUGGAUUGAGAUUGCCAUAUUGCCAUGUAUGUUUUUUUUAAUUAUCAUUAGACAAGGCAAGGAUAAAACAUUGUUAGAACCAUGCAAACCAUUCAUUUUUCUCCUGAAGUCUGUUCAUAUACAGUAGUGCACUUUGAGCUGUGAGUAAGAAAUAUAGGCCUAAAGAAAUUAUGCGUAGCCCACUCUUCAUUCUGUCUGGCUGGUUCAGCUUUGUGAGUUUGUAUCAGGUCCCAUUUUAACUCAAAGCUGGGCUGGGAGUAAAUGCUUGGUUUUAUUGCUGAUAAAAUAAACUUGUUUUCCAUGUCAAACUAA